This is a messenger RNA of Macadamia integrifolia, 567 nucleotides long. Its product is annotated as MDIS1-interacting receptor like kinase 2-like. Gene Ontology annotation, biological process: protein phosphorylation. The coding region runs from base 1 to 567 and encodes 188 amino acids. The record is from RefSeq and is a predicted model, not a curated record. The transcript has 2 exons. NCBI's taxonomy places the organism in Eukaryota, Viridiplantae, Streptophyta, Magnoliopsida, Proteales, Proteaceae. Gene Ontology annotation, molecular function: ATP binding; protein kinase activity.
AUGCUGUCAACUGAUCAAGUAGUCGCUGUGAAAAAGCUUCACCAACCAUUACCUGAUGAGUGUGAGAAUGCCAACAUACAAACAUUUAGAAAUGAGAUUUGUGCAUUGACAAAACUGCGACACAGAAACAUUGUGAAGCUAUAUGGUUUUUGUUCAUCUGCGCAGCACUCCCUUCUAGUUUAUGAGUAUUUUGAGAGAGGAAGUUUGGCUAAGAUCCUCCAGAACAAUGAGCUUGCAUCAGAAAUGGAUUGGAUAAAAAAGGUUAAUGUUAUUAAAGGUGUGGCAAAUGCUUUGUCUUACAUGCACCAUGAUUGUUCACCACCAAUCAUUCACCGCGACAUAUCGAGCAACAAUAUUUUGUUGGAUGAAGAAUAUGAGGCAUGUGUGUCUGACUUUGGCAUCACUAGACUUUUAAAGCCCGAUUCAUCCAAUUGGACUUCUCAAGUAGGGACAUGGGGAUAUGUUGCUCCAGAGCUUGCCUACACAAUGAAGGUGACUCGAAAAUGUGAUGUUUAUAGCUUUGGGGUAUUGACAUUAGAAAUGUUGAUGGGAAGACAUCCAAAAUGA